Messenger RNA from Filobasidium floriforme, 1234 nucleotides. RefSeq lists its product as uncharacterized. The transcript has a single exon. NCBI's taxonomy places the organism in Eukaryota, Fungi, Basidiomycota, Tremellomycetes, Filobasidiales, Filobasidiaceae. Bases 69 to 935 code for a protein of 288 amino acids. The record is from RefSeq and is a predicted model, not a curated record.
UCAACUCAUCCACAUCCUAUCGACAACAUCGAACUAUCCAACUCUGAUCUGUAACACUAUACCUUACCAUGCACUUGGACGACCUCCACGCCCUCUUAGGAUCCUCGCCUUCUUCCCCACGUAUCGCCGAAUUCCUGACCACCCUCUCCUCUUCCUCAUCUUCAUCCUCAUCUUCAUCCUCAUCGACUUCAACACCUCCUCCUCCUCUUGAGCCGGAGAUCAAGACCUUCCCAGGUACCGUCUACCACAACUACUACGACCUUGGUAUCUCUUUAUGUUACAUCCCCGUCAAGAGGACGGGCAAGGGCAAGGUCGAUCCGAAGGGGAAUAAUAAUGAGGAAGAGGGGUUCAAGUUGGACGAGAUCGAUAUUUAUAAUAGCAACGAGGACACAAGCUCAGGGUUGGCUUCAGGAUCAAUAAUACCUGGGGCGCGAGCGGGAGCGGGAACAGGAGCGGGAGCGGGAAAUACAACGGGUCUCCGAGGCAAGGCUGCAAGGGUACCUAAACCGACGUUCAAGACGUUCAAGGGCCUGCCUAUCGAAUUUCCCCUAAUUGCUGCCGAGGACAACAAGAACGCUACUGGGUCUGGUUCUACCGAACGGACGGGAAAUGCUUCUACAUCAUCAUCAGCGCCACAGCCGACAUCGUCCUCAUCAACCCAACCACCCUCCACCCCCACGUCCCACCCCUUCCUCUCCCUGAACUCUGGAACGACCGGCCGCACACUCGUCCAAACGCUCGGCGAACCCACCAGAAAGGGCGGAGGUUCCGGGAUCGGUCCGUUCAUGCAAGGGGUCUACCUCGAAUGGUCCCCGUUGGGCGUGCAGGUGGAUUUGCAAGCUGGGAAAGAUAGUAAAAGCCAAGAAGGUGGGGUUUGGGAGCGGGCGGCGGGGUGGGGGUGGGUCUGUUUGAAGGUCUUUGAGAAGGGUGGGUGAGGUGAGGUGGCUUGGUGUAAAGUUGGAGGGCUGGAGCGGGAGCUGGAGGGAUGAGCAUUGGAGGGUGGUCGUGUUGAAAAGGUCGGGUCGAUGGAUAUUGAAUUAUGAUCCGAGUGAUUCGUGGUAUUAACUCAUUCUUGAUGGCGAUAAUGGAUGAUCGCAUGGUGAUGGUACAAGUCCGUCUAUCCAUUUCGUCCCUGCGAAGUUCGUAAGGCUGGGUGGAAAAGCAAUAACAACGGGUUGAAAAUCCAUGUCUGUCCGGUCAGAAAAGUCUUUGAUAUGACAGCGUAGAUGAAAAU